CUAUAAUUUUAGUAUAAGACUGGUGGCAGAGAACAAAAGAAUAUAUAUAUAAAUAUAUAUAGCAGUAAAAAAGUAAGCAUUCAAUAAAAUAAUUUUAAACAUCAAAAAUAAGAAAAUAAGAAAAUAAAAAACCAAAAAAAAAUGGCUUCCAAAAUAAAUUUCACAUUGUGUUUGCUGGGAUUAUAUUUGCUGAUCAUAGAAAUAAGUUGUCAGACUCAGAACCUAGCUCCUGGUGAUACCAUUGUAUUUGACAUAACCACCAAAGGUGCAAAACCUGAUGCCGAUGUCACACAGGCUUUCUUGGACUCAUGGACUGCAGCAUGUGCAUCAGUAAAACCUAGCAAGGUGUUAGUUCCUGCAGGAAAUUAUAUUCUAGGAGCCAUUAAGCUCAAAGGUCCAUGCCAGACACCAACUGUAAUUGAAAUCUUAGGGAACUUCAAGGCUCCUCCAGAUGUGGCAGCUUUUAACAAGGAAGAUACAUGGUUUAAGGUUGAAUAUGUCGACAGUUUGAUACUCAUUACUGGUAAAGGAGGAGGUGUGUUUGAUGGCCAAGGACAAGCAGCUUGGAAACUAAACGAAUGUGCUAAAAAUGCUAACUGCGGCUUCGACCUUCCUUAUAACUUUAGGUUCAAUUUCGUGACGAACUCAAAAGUAAGUGGCUUAACUUCGAUAAACAGCAAGUUGUAUCACUUUGCCCUCUUAGGGUGUAAGCAACUAGAAAUGUCAGACAUAACUAUAACCGCCCCAGCUGACAGCCCUAACACGGACGGCAUUCACAUUGGACGUUCAGAUGGUGUUAUUGUAAGAGGGUUUACAAUAGGCACCGGAGAUGAUUGUGUGUCUUUUGGUGAUGGGGCUAAGAAUGUCCUUGUAGAAGGAGUUACAUGUGGACCCGGCCAUGGUCUCAGUGUUGGGAGCUUGGGUAAAUACCCCAAUGAAGAACCAGUUUCAAAUAUUACUAUCAGGAAUUGUACCAUCAAGAACACUGACAAUGGUGUCCGAGUUAAAACAUGGCACAACUCUUAUGAAUCCACUGUCACUGGCUUGUAUUUUGAAGAUAUCACUGUUGAAAAUGUAAGAAAUCCUGUCAUUGUUGAUCAAGAAUAUUGCCCAUGGAAUCAUUGCAAAGCAAAGACACCGUCGAAAGUUAAGAUUUCCGACAUUCGAUUCAAGAAUGUGAAGGGAAAAUCAAGUGGCAAGGAAGCAGUGAAACUGAUUUGCAGCGAAGGCGUGCCAUGCGAUAAGGUAGAGCUAGCUGACAUAGACUUACAAUACACUGGAACUGAUGGUCCUGCAGUAUCAAUGUGUAAAUUUGUGAAGCCCCUUCUUACUGGAAAGCAGAGUCCACCUGCUUGUGAUGCACCUGCUACCCCUGUUGUUGAAAGUUGAGGGUAGGGCCUAGGAUUUUGCAAGUAUUAGUACUUUUUUGUCUUAGUUUUUCUUUGAAGUAUAGUAUAGUGAGAGAAAAAAUUUAUGUAAGUGUCAAUUUCCAUCAAGGCAAGAAUACCUUGAGAGAAAUUACCAACAUAUAUAGAUUCAUAUUUCGUCCCCUAAAGAAGGAACAAUUGUAUUCCCACCCUUGUAGUACUUUCUACAAUUUUCUAAUUUCCAAUCUUAUACAAUUAAUAACUUCUUUCUUUUUUUUCUUAAUUUUUCUUUGAAGUGUAAUAUAGGGAGACAAAAUAUGUAUGUAAGUGUUAAUUUACAUCAAGGCAAGAAUACCUUGAGGAAAUUUACCAAAAAAGAUAGAUUCAUAUUUUAUCUCGUGAAGAAGCUAAGGAACAAUUGUAGCCAUACGAUGAGCUAUUGUAUUCCGAUCCUUGUAGUACUUUCUACAAU
Molecule: messenger RNA, 1839 nt
Organism: Beta vulgaris subsp. vulgaris (sugar beet)
Lineage: Eukaryota; Viridiplantae; Streptophyta; Magnoliopsida; Caryophyllales; Amaranthaceae
Product: probable galacturan 1,4-alpha-galacturonidase SALK6
Exons: 4
Coding region: 142-1389 (415 amino acids)
Biological process (GO): carbohydrate metabolic process
Molecular function (GO): polygalacturonase activity
Source: RefSeq, a predicted model, not a curated record